AUUAUUGUUCAUGAGGCUUGCAAUACGUGCUCCAUGGGCCUACAAGUAGUGGGGUUAAAGAAAUAUGCAACGGUAACGAGACGCAACGUAUUCAUGCAUAGUGGGGUGAAAGACAUUUAGCUGGUUUUUCUCCAAAUGACGUCAGUGUUUGAGUGAAAAACAGCGGUCUAAGCCCACGGUUUGUGCGGACAGUCGCAACAGAUUCAUCGAAUUAAUCACCAAGUUCAUUGAUUCUCUCAGUUUCAUGCAUCUCGAGAGUUUAGAUCACCAUCCUGCUAGUAUGCAAUGCGUACCUCUAUACGUAUGCGAACAGACCAUAGAACAUAUCAUCCGAUUUCUUUGUUUCUAAUGCAUACAUUACGUUAGGAGCUAUGACUCUGAAAUCGAAAAACCUAUGUGAUGUCCUCAUCGCCUCACAACACGGCCGGCGACGACCCCAUGGAAGUAUGGACAAUCGGUUUUUUUAAUUCGUAGAUGGACAAGAAAGAUUGCAUUGUUUUGGAUGAGGAUUCUUUCUCUUGACCCACCACCAUUCGUAAUAAGCCCUGGGAUCCCCCUAUUCCUACCGUGUACCAUCAAGCCAGAUACGAGAAAAGGACAACGCAUUAGACAAUAACCCACCAAACUGCAUUCCACAUUUCACAAGUCAUGGCAUCAGGACAAGGAAAAUCACUUAGGAGUUACCUUCAUGCUUGGAUGCUGCCUCAUCCUUCUGGCGGAUAUCCCUAGUCAACAUCGACAAGAUCAACCCCCUUCUCGUGCCAUCCGUUGGCCUCCUCGCUAUAUAUUUCCACCAGACCGCUACUUGAUACUUCCAUUUGCCAGUCAUAAGAACCACAGAAGCUAGAGAAAGCUAGCUCAAGUUUGUAACCUCCCCCACCACUCCAAUGGGUUCAAUCCCUUCCCUACCACAACCCGUGACACCGGAGCCAACCCCGGAGGUCGACCACUUUGGCUACCGGGUGUACGUGUCGUUUUGCCUAAGGCAACCGACGCUAACCACAAAGAACAUAUCUAACUGGAUAGAGUGCUACGACCCUAAUAGCCACACGUGGAGUUACGUUAGCCCGAUUCCCGGGAUAACUGACAGCUAUGUCUUGAAGGGUUUUGCCAUGGUUUCGCUCCGAGACUCGAUCUACAUCAUUGGUGGCCGACUAUGCUACAAGGAAAUGGUUCAUGUUUCGGACGAAUUGGCUGACUUGGUGGACGUGAAGGUCGAGGUCCUAUCUACAGUUCUGCGUUACAAUGUUCGAACCGAUCAAUGGUCCCCUUGUGCACCUCUUCAGACCCCCCGUUCGGAUUUCGCGUGCACGGUAUGCAACGACCAAAUAUAUGUCGCCGGGGGCCAGUCCACUUCGUCUAAUGCUAGGGGAAUUUCAUCCGCCGAGGUGUAUGAUCCGACUCUAGAUGAGUGGAGUUCUUUGCCUAGCAUGAGCGCGUUGCGGUACAAAUGCACGGGGGUCACAUGGAAUGGUAAAAUCCACGUGGUCAGCGGGUUCGCAGAGAGGUUAGACUCGGACUGGCCGUUGCGUGGCAUCGUGGAGCGAUGCUCGGCCGAGGUGUACGACCCCGAGACCGGGAGAUGGGAACUGAGGGCGAAAAUGUGGCAAUUGGAUGUUCCACCUAGCCAAAUUCUUGCCCUUGAUGAUGGCAGGCUGUACAGCUCAGGAGAUUGCCUCAAGGCAUGGAAGGGCCACAUCGAGGCCUACGAUCCCGAGUUCAACAUGUGGAACAUCGUCCCCGGGUCGCAACAAAUGACUCGAUCUUCAGCGGUGCACCCAUUAAAUGUUGCAGACGGCAGAUGUUCACCACCAAUCCACCCAUUAAAUGUUGCGGAAGGCACAUGGCCACCAAUCCAACCAAUGUACGUUACGGUCGCACCGAUCGGGACCCGUCUGUAUUUCUUGGUCGGGUAUCGGACCUCUGGGGACUUGCCGAGGACGAUGUCGAUGGUGCACAUGUUUGACACUUUUGCAAAUGCUAACUACUGGAAGAGUUUUGGGCUGAUUGAAGAGGAUGGAGAGAAAGAGUUUUGUAGCCAUUGUUGUGUUAUUCAGCUAUCUUGAGAAGAACAGAAGCAAAGAGAGUGCUGGCCUGCGUGGAAACCUAUUCCUCAACCUGUUCCUUAUGAUGUUUUGACCACCCAUGAACUCCAAUUCCUAUAUUGCUUUGUCCAUUUCCAUUUUAACAUUCUAAAAUGCUUCUGAUGUUCUCAAUUAAGGGACAGAACAUUAAAUAACAAGAAAGAAGAAGAUACGACCAUACUCUCUCCUUAGGUUUUUCCCUCAGAACUAUUUUCUUGUUGAACAUAUACACUCUCUUCAAGAAACAAAAAAACAAGGAGAAUGUGAAACUUGAGGCAGUGGAGCACAUGUUUUGCCCACAGAAACAGAUUUAGUGAGUGAACAAGAAGACGAUUGAAAGAGUUUUGGAGCAUGCCAGAAGAGAAAAUCAUGGCAGAUUGUUAAGACUGCAGUUUUCUAUGACCGAAGGAAGGAAAAGAAAAAAAAUUACAUAAUAAUCAUCGUGCAUGUGAUUGGUGUGCUAGCUACAUUUGUAUUAGGCUAAUUGAAAACUUGCACUCAAUGACAUUGGCUAAUGUCUAAAUAAAUCUUCGUAAGGCAUGAAGGAUGUGUAAACCGACUUUAAUAUCACAGACACGAUUGAAUGCGUAGGCACGACCAGUACAUAUGUCGGCAAAGAACCAUCCACUGAACUCUGCUAUUCGGAAGAUUCAAGAUUGGCGAUGACGACGAUGAGUUCGAACCUCCCUUCUGUCUGGCAGAGAAGUGAGGAAGCUUUGAUGAUCGAGGAGAAAGCUGUUUUAGCUGAUAGAAAGAACCCUCUUCUUCCGUGUGUCAGAAGGCUGACACACUCACGAGCCUGGAAAAGCUCGACAGAGCAUUAGAAGUCCUAGAGGAGCUGAAAGGAAUAUGCCCCUCCAGAAAGCAGCUCAUAUAUGCUUCGAUGGGCAAGACUUACAAGUCGCGAAACAUGCGUUCUCAGGCGAUGCUUCAUUCUGGGCCCUGCUCUGGAUUUGAAACCAUCGGCAGCUGAUGCUGCAACACAUUAAGGUGAUCUGACUUCUCUCCCUUCUUGCUGAAUCGAAUGAUAUUUUUAACAGUUAUCGAGCUUUAUAAAUCUGCGUGAUGUGCAGUUAUGUGAGAAUGUGUAGGUGACUCCUCCUGCAGCUGAUACGAUUUUCAUGCGGCCUCUUUCUGCUAAGCAUGGCUAUCUUGCUCCUCUCUCUUCUAUCUCAUUUGUUGACAGGCUGCAAUUGAAAAGUUGCACGAUGCAGACGAAAUAGAAGACAGCUUGUAACUCUAAAGGAAAAACUCGAAAGUUCACAAGAGAGCACGGUGUACAUUAUCCGGCUCUGAUUACUCUGAUUACUUGUCCUUGAACGUGGCUUGCUUGUGCAUUCGAGAUUUGGCAAACUUGAAAGACUAGUCCUCAACCCAUUCCAAGAUGAGUGCCCCUUCAUGUGGGCAGGUUCCCUGACCUCAGUUUUGUAGA
Messenger RNA from Syzygium oleosum, 3516 nucleotides. RefSeq lists its product as uncharacterized. The record is from RefSeq and is a predicted model, not a curated record. Lineage: Eukaryota; Viridiplantae; Streptophyta; Magnoliopsida; Myrtales; Myrtaceae. The transcript has a single exon. The coding region runs from base 888 to 2066 and encodes 392 amino acids. Gene Ontology annotation, molecular function: protein binding.